AAUUGAGUUCCAUUAGGUUGCCUCUCAAAACGACUUGUCUCAGGUCUCCCCGAUUCUCAUCUCUUCUGCCACUCCAACUGACUCGUGCCGCCGUUUCCUCGGCCUCCACCAAUUCUCGGCAGCCGAGACCGACAUCGGACUCUGCUUGAAUGGAUGACAAAGAACGCGAUUUUGAUUCUCCACACUCAGACGGAAGUCCAAACGUGCAGAAAAAUAAAAAGAAGAAGCGGUUAUUCAAUGAAGCAGAAGAGGUUUGCAAUGAUGUAAGCGCAAGAAAGGAUAAAAAGAAGAAGAAAAAGCGUUUUUUGGUAGAAGCCGGGAAGGCUGAAGAUGGAAAAGAGGUUAACGGAGAGAGUCGUACAAAGGAGGAGGAGGAACACGAGCUUAAUGGAAUGGGUUUGCCGGUCGAGGGGAAUUCGGAAUCGGACGUUGAGGGUGCAAGUAGUCGGAAAAAUAAAAGGAAGAAGAGAUUAUUGAAGGAAAUCGCGGCGGCUAACAGGCGCGGUGUUUGCUAUUUGAGUCGGAUUCCUCCGCACAUGGAUCACGUUACGCUUCGUCAGAUUCUCUCUCAGUUUGGAGAAUUACAACGGAUUUAUCUCACGCCUGAAAAUCCUACUGCUCAAGCACAUCGUAAGCGAGCUGGGAAGUUUCAACAGCAAGUAUUUUCAGAAGGAUGGGUCGAAUUUACGGAUAAAAGGGUUGCCAAGAGGGUUGCUAAUAUGUUAAAUGGCGAACAAGUUGGUGGGAGAAAGAGGUCGUCAUUCUAUUAUGAUCUUUGGAAUAUCAAGUAUUUAAGUAAAUUCAAGUGGGAUGAUCUUACUGCAGAGAUCGCUUACAAGAGUGCUGUUCGGGAGCAGAAACUAGCUCUAGAAAUUUCUGCUGCCAAAAAGGAACGGGAUUUUUAUCUUUCUAAAGUUGAUAAGUCCCGUGCUUUGAAUUCUAUAGAACGGAGAUUGGAGAAGAAGCAAAAGCUUAAACAGGGGGCGGGAAUGAAUUCUGAGCUCCCUGUUAGCCAGCAGGUAGCAAAGGUGAUUCGGCACUUCCCACAAAAGCAACCGGUUGCAGAUAAUGCAGGACAAGCCAAACCCCAACUUUCUAAAGACAUCCUGGGUGGGGUAUUUGGUGGCUCUUAGCUGCGAGUACUCACCAUAUCAAGUCGAAUACUAGAAUACAAAGGUACUGUGCACCUUUUCUGAGUGCACCUUGGGUUUGUAGUUUUGAGUUCCUGAAAAUUGUAAUGAAUCAACGGCCAUUGUUGGCUUGGUUGUGUUCUUUUGAUCAAUACCGUGGCGCUUGGACUUUUUGGAGAGUGAAGAUCAACAAUACUUUAGAACAACAAUACUACGGUGAUCGAUGUCCAAAGCAUAUAAUGUCAUUGGUUGGAA
Messenger RNA from Juglans regia (Persian walnut), 1385 nucleotides. RefSeq names its product pre-rRNA-processing protein ESF2-like. Gene Ontology annotation, cellular component: nucleolus. NCBI's taxonomy places the organism in Eukaryota, Viridiplantae, Streptophyta, Magnoliopsida, Fagales, Juglandaceae. Gene Ontology annotation, biological process: small-subunit processome assembly; endonucleolytic cleavage to generate mature 5'-end of SSU-rRNA from (SSU-rRNA, 5.8S rRNA, LSU-rRNA); endonucleolytic cleavage in ITS1 to separate SSU-rRNA from 5.8S rRNA and LSU-rRNA from tricistronic rRNA transcript (SSU-rRNA, 5.8S rRNA, LSU-rRNA). The record is from RefSeq and is a predicted model, not a curated record. Bases 150 to 1133 code for a protein of 327 amino acids. Gene Ontology annotation, molecular function: RNA binding. The transcript is spliced from 8 exons.